This is a messenger RNA of Linum tenue, 2249 nucleotides long. Lineage: Eukaryota; Viridiplantae; Streptophyta; Magnoliopsida; Malpighiales; Linaceae. The record is from the annotation of a GenBank genome assembly.
ACGAUAAAUACUCUGGCUUCGCCAUGGUGACAUUCCUUAAAAUUAUGCAUCACUUUUUUUCAAACAUAAAAUUUUCCAUAUUAUUUAACAUAAAUUGUUAAUAGCUAGGCCUUUAUAUAAACUAAACCAACACGAAAGUAUGCAUAUAUAAUUGCUCUAGCUACAAGUAGCUAGCUAAUAUUAAGUGGCUAAUAAACCUCUCCCACUCCCAGAAUCAUCCGCCGGCCGCCAGCCAUGGCCGCCGCCGCCCUAACCCUCCUUGUCAUCCUCGUCUCCAUCAUCAUCACAACCCUCAUCAAGAAAAAACGCGCCGCCGCCGUCGCCAAGCACCCGCCACCGCCUCCAAGCCCGCCAUUGCGGUCAGUGAUCGCCAACCUCCCGAAAAUAAUAAUCCACAGCAAGCCCAUGUUCCGGUGGGUCCACGACGUGAUGAAGGAGAUGAACACCGACAUCUGCCUCAUCCGCCUCCCCGCCGGCGGCGCCGCCAACAUAAUCCCCGUCCUCGACCCUGCCAUCGCCAGGGAGAUGCUGAGGAAGCAAGACGCCGUCUUCGCCGACCGCCCCAUUUCCUUCGGCAGCCACGCCGUCAGCGGCGGCUAUGUCACCACCGCCGCCGUCCCCUACAACGACCAGUGGCGCAAAAUGCGGAAGGUGCUGUCCUCCGAGAUCGUCUCCCCCGCCAGGCACGUGUGGCUCCACGACAAGCGUGCCGAGGAGGCCGACAACCUCGUCUUCUACGUCAACAGCCGUUGCAUGGCUGGGAAGUGCGUCAACCUCAGGAUCGCCACGCGGCAUUACUGCGGCAACGUGAUGAGGAAGAUCAUGUUCGGACGACGGUUUUUCGGCGAUGCCACCGCGGAUGGAGGACCGGGGCCGAUGGAAGUGUUGCAUGUGGAUGCGGUGUUUGCAGCAUUGGACUACUUGCAUUGGUCGUGCUUAUCGGAUUACUUCCCCUGUUUGCGAGGUUGGGACGUCGACGGGAAGGAGAAGGUCAUUAAAGCGGCGGAUGAGACCAUCAAACGUUAUCAAAACCCUAUUAUUGAAGAGAGGAUCCGGCAGUGGAGGAGUGGAGAGAGGAAGGAGAUGGAGGAUUUGGUUGAUGUUUUCAUCACUCUCAAGGAUGAUCACGGGGAACCCUUGCUCACUCCUCAUGAAAUCAAGAAUCAAGCCACGGAACUGAUGAUGGCAGCAAUAGACAACCCAUCGAAUGCGGUGGAGUGGGCAAUGGCAGAGCUGAUUAACCAACCAGAUCUCAUGGCAAAGGCGACGAAUGAAAUCGAUAAGGUUGUGGGAAAAGACAAGCGACUGGUCCAAGAGUCAGACAUCGAGAGGCUAAACUAUGUAAAGGCAUGUGCCAGGGAGGCGUUCCGACUCCACCCUUUGGCACCCUUUAACGCCCCACGCGUAGCCACCCAAGACACCAUCGUGGGUGGCUACUUUAUCCCAAAGUGCAGUCACGCCCUCCUCAGUCGCUACGGUCUCGGUCGCAACCCCAAGGUAUGGGUCGACCCGCUCAAAUUCGACCCAGAACGACACCUUAGAGAUGGCAGUGACGUUGAGGUGGCCCUCACAGAGCACGAUCUUAGGUUCAUAUCGUUUAGCACUGGCAGGCGAGGAUGUUUGGCGACAGUGUUGGGAACCUGUAUGACCACCAUACUGCUUGCCAGACUGCUACAGUGCUUCGCAUGGACGCCACCAGAGAAUGCCAAGACUGUCGACCUUGCCGAAGCUGAGGAUCAUCUUUCACUAGCCACACCACUCAUGGCAUUGCCUAGGAUGCGCUUAGCACCCCAUCUAUACCCUGGAAAUUAAAGGAGAACUCUUGAUUCGUAUCUUAAGUAUCUCUUAUCUUCACUUGUAUAACAUUUCCGUAAUUAAAAUCAUAUAUAAAUAUUAAUUAUAGGGUAUUUUGGGAAUAUCAAACCACAAACAAUGAUGUGGCGGCAAUGGCGGACCCAGAAAUUUUACAUAAGGGUGCCCUCUUUUAAAAAUUAAAUAAAUAAAUAAUAAAUAAUUCUUAAAUAAGAAAAUACCUUACUCAUACAACUUAAAAAAGAUCAACGAUGUGUUUUCAUAUUCGGAAAUAAUUGUAGAACACACUUGUUGUCUAGAUCGGCUAAUUGUUCCCGAAUAGCACCGGCUCCAGUAGAAAUUUCUCGAUUUCGAAAUGUAUCGAAGCCCUGGGUAGUAAAAAAAGCGGAACAGUGCUCAAAAAAAUUGUCUCUAUCAUACUAGACAAUCAUUCGCGA